GCGGCGAGGCGGCGAAGGUGAUGGCGACGCGGGGCCCAUGAGGCGGCGGCCGGCGGGACGGGCCGAGGCCCGGCGGAGGAGGAGGCUUCGGGGACGCCCACCGCCGGGCAUGCUGAGAUUGCAGAUAUAUGGUAUCAGGAGUUCCCUAAGGAUUGAAUUACGUUGUCACGCCUGUGCUGCUCACUGAACCAUCUUACUGGCUUCCUGGGGGGCUCCCAGUCAAGUUGAGGUGACAAGAUAAAAAGUUGAGGCACUCGUAAUAAUCAUGAUAAUGUGUUUGGUUUGCCUUGAGUCCAGACACAGCUCUCAGGACUUGAGAGACUUUGGGAAAGUAACCAACAAAAUACCAUUUCUGAAAGAAGGUUUUGGGUAACAAGUUCUGGAUAACAGGGCAAACCAAUUCCAUCACCAUGAGUUGGAGCUUCCUGACUCGCCUGCUAGAGGAGAUCCACAACCAUUCAACAUUUGUAGGGAAGAUCUGGCUCACCGUGCUGAUUGUCUUUCGAAUUGUCCUGACUGCUGUAGGAGGAGAGUCCAUCUACUAUGACGAGCAAAGCAAAUUUGUGUGCAACACAGAGCAGCCAGGCUGUGAGAACGUCUGCUAUGAUGCCUUUGCACCGCUUUCCCACGUGCGCUUCUGGGUGUUCCAGAUCAUCCUGGUUGCAACUCCCUCUGUGAUGUACCUGGGAUAUGCUAUUCAUAAGAUUGCCAAAAUGGAGCAUGGUGAGGCAGACAAGAAGGCGGCUCGGAGCAAACCCUAUGCCAUGCGUUGGAAACAGCACCGGGCUCUGGAAGAAACGGAAGAGGACCAUGAAGAGGAUCCUAUGAUGUAUCCAGAAAUGGAGCUAGAAAGUGAAAAAGAAAAUAAAGAGCAGAGCCAACCAAAACCGAAGCAUGAUGGCCGGAGACGAAUUCGGGAGGAUGGGCUCAUGAAAAUCUAUGUGUUGCAGCUACUGGCCAGGACUGUGUUUGAAGUGGGCUUUCUAAUAGGACAGUAUUUCCUGUAUGGUUUUCAAGUCCACCCAUUUUAUGUGUGCAGCAGACUUCCUUGUCCUCAUAAGAUAGACUGCUUUAUUUCUAGACCCACUGAAAAGACCAUCUUCCUUCUGAUAAUGUAUGGUGUUACAGGCCUCUGCCUAUUGCUUAACAUUUGGGAGAUGCUCCAUUUAGGGUUUGGGACCAUUCGAGACUCACUGAACAGUAAAAGGAGGGAGCUUGACGAUCCGGGUGCUUAUAAUUAUCCUUUCACUUGGAAUACACCAUCUGCUCCCCCUGGCUAUAACAUUGCUGUCAAACCAGAUCAAAUCCAGUACACCGAGUUGUCCAAUGCUAAGAUUGCCUACAAGCAAAACAAAGCCAAUAUCGCCCAGGAGCAGCAGUACGGCAGCCACGAGGAGCACCUCCCGGCUGAUCUGGAGACUCUGCAGCGGGAGAUCAGGACGGCUCAGGAACGCUUGGAUCUAGCCAUCCAAGCCUACCAUCACCAGAACAACCCCCAUGGUCCUCGGGAAAAGAAGGCCAAAGUGGGGUCCAAAUCUGGCUCCAACAAAAGCAGUGUUAGUAGCAAAUCAGGGGAUGGGAAGACCUCCGUCUGGAUUUAAUCUUGGUUGGGCUUAAAACUUGGGUUUUCAUAGUUUAUGAUAAGCAGCGGCUCGCUGAAUAAUGACUUCCAUUGAGUAAACAUUUGGCUCUGGUUAUCUUCAGGGAUGCUGUUGGCUCAUGAUCCAAACUCAGGGGACUCUGAAGGUGGAGCUGGGAUGAGUGGGGAAAGGGAAACACAGUGUUCCCAGGCACAUGUUCUCAGCAAUAAUACAGUUGCAGAACUUUACAUUGUGUCUUCCAGAUCCAGAGAAGAACAGAUCUAUUUAAAUCAUUCUGUUGAACAGUUUUUGUAUGUACAGUAUUAUGGUACAUUUUUUUAGUAUGAUAACUUUUUUUUUUUGUAUUUGUACAUUGGACUGCUGUAGUUAUACUUUUUUAUAUUAAAGGAAAAAUCCUUGUAAAUAAUGCCUGUUAAAAGCUAGCGUUAUUGCUUUGUUUAGCAAACGUUACCUUGUGAUUAGAAUUGUAGUAGAUGCUACACUUAAUAAAAGUGCCUCUCGUGUUUUGGGAAA
Messenger RNA from Peromyscus eremicus (cactus mouse), 2114 nucleotides. RefSeq names its product gap junction protein gamma 1 (gene Gjc1). The transcript has 5 exons. The record is from RefSeq and is a predicted model, not a curated record. Gene Ontology annotation, biological process: cell communication. NCBI's taxonomy places the organism in Eukaryota, Metazoa, Chordata, Mammalia, Rodentia, Cricetidae. The coding region runs from base 411 to 1601 and encodes 396 amino acids. Gene Ontology annotation, cellular component: connexin complex.